This is a messenger RNA of Galeopterus variegatus (Sunda flying lemur), 1602 nucleotides long. RefSeq names its product dimethylaniline monooxygenase [N-oxide-forming] 5-like. The transcript has 8 exons. The record is from RefSeq and is a predicted model, not a curated record. Bases 1 to 1602 code for a protein of 533 amino acids. Gene Ontology annotation, molecular function: flavin adenine dinucleotide binding; NADP binding; N,N-dimethylaniline monooxygenase activity. Lineage: Eukaryota; Metazoa; Chordata; Mammalia; Dermoptera; Cynocephalidae.
AUGCCUGGAAAAAGAAUUGCGGUGAUUGGUGCUGGAGUCAGUGGAUUGGGCGCCAUUAAGAGCUGUCUGGAAGAGGGACUCGAGCCCACCUGUUUUGAAAGAAGCAAUGACAUUGGUGGACUGUGGAGAUACGAGGAGAAGACUGAAGGUGGCAGGCCAAGUAUCUAUAAAUCUGUCACCAGCAACACUUCGAAGGAGAUGACAGCCUAUAGUGACUACCCAUUCCCUGACCAUUUUCCUAACUACUUGCACAAUUCCAAAAUCAUGGAGUACCUCAGGAUGUACGCCAAACACUUUGACCUUGUGAAGCACAUCCAGUUCCUGUCGAAGGUGUGCAGUGUGAGGAAGCACUCCGACUUCUCUUGCACAGGACAGUGGGAGGUUGUGGUCGAGGCUGAAGGCAAGCAGGAAUCCUGCGUCUUUGAUGGGGUUAUGGUGUGCAGUGGCCUUUACGCCCAUCCCUUCUUGCCCCUCCAGAGCUUUCCAGGGAUCAAGAAGUUCAAAGGUCAAUAUAUCCACAGUUGGGAAUACAAGUGUCCAGAGAAAUUCCGGGAGAAGAAAAUCAUUGUGGUCGGCAUUGGAAAUUCUGGAGCUGAUUUGGCAGUUGAGCUUAGUCACGUAGCUGCACAGGUGUUUCUCAGCACAAGACGGGGUACAUGGAUUUGGAACCGGGUCUGGGAUCAUGGGAUGCCCAUGGACACUAUCCUCUUUACUCGUUUCAACUCUAUCUUAAGCAAAUUAUACCCUACAUUCUUAAUCAACAGAUGGGCAGAGAAUAAAUUAAAUGUUCGCUUUAACCAUGAAAUUUAUGGUUUGCAACCUCAACACAGAUUUCUGAGCCACCAAGCUACUUUCGGCGAUGAUCUACCCAACCACAUAAUUUCUGGAAAAGUCCUGAUGAAACCAAAUGUGAGAGAGUUCACUGAGACAUCAGCCAUCUUUGAAGAUGACACAAAAGAGGACAUUGAUGUCAUUGUCUUUGCCACAGGCUACAGUCUUUCUUUCCCUUUCUUGGAAAGUGACUCAGAAAUCCUGGACAGCCAGCGCUCCAUGUUUAAGUUUGUCUUCCCUCCUCAGCUAGAGAAGCCAACACUGGCUUUCAUUGGCAUCGUCCAGCCAGUGGGAGCCACCAUUCCCACUUCAGAACUCCAGAGCCGAUGGGCUGUACGUGUAUUCAAGGGAUUGAACAAUUUACCUUCACUGAGUGGCAUGAUGGCUGACAUAAGAAAGAAGAGAAAAAAACUUGCGAAAGAAUUCCUGAAUAAUCCUCGGGAUUCACGCAGAGUGCAGUAUGUGGAUUACAUGGAUGAAAUUGCCUCUGAAAUAGGAGUGAAACCCAACCUACUCUCAUUCUUCCUGUGGGAUCCAAAGCUGGCAAUGGAAAUUUUCUUUGGACCAUGCACACCUUACCAGUACCGCCUGCAGGGGCCGGGGAAGUGGGCUGGGGCCCGGGGAGCCAUCCUGACCCAGAGAGCACGGAUCAUGAAGCCCCUGAGGACUCGCAUCCUUACUUGUGACCAGCCUCCAUUCUCUGUGCCAUUUUGGCUUAAAAGUGCCUGUGCAGCCUUUCUUGUCUUUGUUCUCAUUUUUAGUCAUCGUUAG